CGGCCCGGGCGGGCUCGUCGGCCCGCAGCCGCCAGGCAGAUGCUGCUUCUCAAGCAGGAGAAGAGCCGAGCGCGGCAGCUGCUGAGGCCGGCCACGUGCACGCAGGCCUGGGCGGACAACGCGCGGCGCUCAAAGCGAUGCAGGAGGCCAUUGUGAUCACUGAGCAGCCGGUCUCUGUCUCCGUCCCUGUUGGAUACUCCCUUGCUCUGCGAUGCAGAGCUGAGGCCUGCACGUCUCUCCAGUACCAGUGGUUUUGCCAGCGCCAGUCUGUCUGCUGCCAGAUUCCUGGUGCCACUGAACAGGACUUGCUCAUCACUGCACAGCAAACCCAACUCUAUACCUGUAGGGUGAAUGACAUCUAUAAAAAUGCUGUCUUCUCUAACUGGGUGAAAGUUGAGGUCCAUCAGUGUGUUGGCAGAGGUCUGCUCCCUCAGCUUUGGCGAGGAGAACCAGUCAUCAUCCUCAACCCCACUGAGCAGAAGGUGGAAGUAGGGAAACCACUACAGCUGCAGUGUGCUGCCAUGGGGGUCCCAGCCCCGAGCUUCCAGUGGUACCGUAACGGGAAUGUGCUGGAACACCAGAAGAAAAAAAAGCUCUGGAUCAACCAUGCAAAGGUCAGCGACUCCGGCACGUACCUCUGCUGUGCUUCCAAUAGCCAUGGAGAGCACUGGACCAACGCAGUGGAUAUUCACGUGGGUACGUGUCAGCCUGAAAAGUUUUUUGCUACAGACAAGAUAGCACUUCUCGUGGGCAACAACCAUUACCAGCAUCAUCCAAACCUUAUGGCUCCUGUCGCGGAUGUAUUUGAACUGAGUCUUCUGCUAAAGCAACUGGAGUUCCAGGUUGUGUCUCUUCUGGACCUGAACAAGGCCGAGAUGAUGACAGCGGUCAGUCGCUUCCUGCAGCUUCUGGGGAAAGGUGUCUACGCUAUAUUUUACUACGCUGGACAUGGAUAUGAACAUUCAGGGAGGAACUACAUGGUCCCCAUUGAUGCCCCACAGCCCUAUGCCCCUGAGAACUGCAUCAGCGUGCAGAGGAUCCUCCAGAAGAUGCAGCAGCAGCAGACAGCCCUGAAUCUCAUCCUUCUGGACACCUGCAGGAAAUGGUACAACCCAGGGUGUGCCCUGUCCCACGUGCAGCCACUGGAGCCCCGGGGCAAUACCGUUUAUGGCUAUGCCACAAGUGAAGAUGCAGAAGCCUAUGAAUUGCAGGAUGGGGAAUUCAGCUCUGGGAUCUUCAUGAAAUAUCUGAAGAAACAUAUUCUGCAGGAAAAAAAAGUUACACACAUGCUGGAGGAUGUGUUAGAAGAUAUUGGCCGGGAUCCUUUGGUCACUGGGAAGCAGGUGAUGGAGAUCAAGCACACGCUGAAGGAAGCCCGGGCGCUCACAGACCCCAUCUGCCCCUCAGGAGCGGCCGCACUGCGCUGGGGCCGCAGCCACGAGGUGCUUAAUGAAGUACUGAUGUUCCCGUGCGGGGCACGGGUGGAGCUCCGAUUCCAUCAGGUUUUCUCCAACGUGGUAUACGUGUGUGCCAAGCUACAGGCACUACCAUCCCACAUCGCCGACGUCCGCCUCCUGCUCUGCUGUCUGGCUGAGAAGCAAGAUGUGACCAUGCGGCAGGACAGCCACCCAGACCAAAUGGAGUCUCUGCUCGCCUCUGUUUACAAGCAAGAGGAAUAUGACUGCACAUUCCAGCUCAGUGGACUGCAGAAAAUUCAGACAGAUGUGCUCCUGCAGUUGGAUUUGCAUUACACGCAGCUAAGCACAAAGCAGAGGACUUGUGAAAGCCUGCAAAAAAUCCUCCAGAAAUCUCUGGUAGCACAGUUGUUCAGCCACAGAACUUCUGCCCAGCCAAGCUGCCAACAGACUCCAGUGUCCACAGGCAGCGUGUGCCUCAGGGACACGUCCACGCUGAGCACAGGCCCCAAGGCACCGCGGAGGACGGGCUCCGGGCACAGCUUGCCACACAGCAACCCCUCCAAAUCCUGCAGCGAGCCGGAAGAGAACGAUGAGAGCGACUGGGACGAACUCUGCUCGGCGCUGCUCCGGGCUGGCCCAAGGCAGGACUGUCCCUGAUACCUGCAGACUGUCGUGAGCAACCUGGGGACUGUCUUUUGAAAAGGCAAAUAUAUGCUAAAAACGACUGAAGUCAGUGGUUGCCUUCAGCCUCAGCAGUCCUGCUGCCCAAAUCCGGCUGCUGGUGGCUGAGGCUGCUUUUGGAAAGGCCUCUGCCAUGUGCACCAUGCAGGGCUGAAACCCCCUGGAAAUAACCUCUGGCCUGCAAAACGUUCUGCGCUCUUGGGAACGUGGAGGAGUAAUUGUCAUGUCUAGCAGAAGACAGGGCCUCCCUUCAAGUCAUAACAUUUCCAGACAAAACCUAAUAUUGCUUAUAGUCAAGGGCAUUGACUGAUGUUUUGGGAGAUUUAGCCUUUGCUAAGCGAGUGCCUGGAGGCAAACAUUACAGCAUUAAACACAGCGAGGUAGGAUACCCAUAAACAACACUACAGGCCUAUGCUACAGCAGGGACGCAGUCCAGAAACCCAAACACAACUGCUGCCUCUCAUCACACUUGUAAAAAUGAUGCAAGGAGUUGACGAGUGAGCAAGAUAAUAUGUGAAUGUAUAAGCUUUCCCCUAGGUGGUUUUCUUUCCUUGCAGUUCCUGCCUAUGUAAAAACAGAUGUUAAUUUAUGUCUUUAUGUAUUUCUGAAGAGUGGGUUUUUAAUUUCUUCCUUGCCAGGAAAAGGAGGUUGAGAUGUCCUGUUUAAUGCAUGUUUACAACACAGGCUGGUUUUCCAUCAGCAGUAGCUCCUGGUUCCUGCUUCUACCUGCCUCUUCUAGCGUGUUACACACAGUCAUAAAAGGGUGUGAAAUCCGGUGUGGUCCUGAGUUCCUGUUGGAUGCAGAACCUCCUAAGCAAGGACAGGAUCCAUCCUAAGAGAGGACAGGAUGGAGAAAAGAGAACCCCAGUGAAUUUAUUAGUACUUCUUUUGUUUUUCAAAGUGUUCAUCUCUGUGUGCUUUCCCCUUGGGCAACUUCAGGACCUACCUUUUAUGCAGAACCACCUGUCUAGAGAGAGCCACAGGUGAGUGGGGACCAAAAGACAACCUAAGCAGGUGCAGUACCACCAGCCCAAUUCUGUAUUACUUGUUUAAUAAGAUUUUGGCAUAGCAUCAGCUGAUUACUCUGCAAGGGUAAGGAGGUAGGAGAUGGUAUGAGAAGGACCAGCGAUCCCAGUGAGCUGUGGGAUCUCUGUCUUUGGAGGUGGUCAGCUCUGGACUGGAGAUACAGAUGAACUGAUUUAAUUUGGCCCUGCUUGGGGCAAGAUGUUGGACCAGAGACCUCCAGGGGUCCCUUCCAGAUGUGAGUUUGUGAAGGGAGGAACUUGGAGAUCAAGAACUUCUAGUGAGUCAAGGAUGGCAGGGUGGGGAGAGAACUUUCGGUCUCCUGUCUUGGCCUAAAUGAGGGCUGGGUAGAACAUUUUGUGCGUUACAGUUCUCUGUCAGCAGCAAAGAUGUUUGUAUCUCAGUCUACAGUGGGGACUGUCUAUUACACCAUGGAAAAAUAUGAAAUGUCACUUCCAGAUAAACCAUCC
Nothoprocta perdicaria is the source of this 3592-nucleotide messenger RNA. RefSeq names its product mucosa-associated lymphoid tissue lymphoma translocation protein 1-like. Bases 138 to 2075 code for a protein of 645 amino acids. Gene Ontology annotation, biological process: proteolysis. Gene Ontology annotation, molecular function: cysteine-type endopeptidase activity. The transcript has 15 exons. The record is from RefSeq and is a predicted model, not a curated record. NCBI's taxonomy places the organism in Eukaryota, Metazoa, Chordata, Aves, Tinamiformes, Tinamidae.